Schistosoma bovis is the source of this 2846-nucleotide messenger RNA. The record is from the annotation of a GenBank genome assembly. NCBI's taxonomy places the organism in Eukaryota, Metazoa, Platyhelminthes, Trematoda, Strigeidida, Schistosomatidae.
AUUCGAAUAGGAGUAGGCGUUAAUGAACUACAUGAUUACACAUGUAUUAAACCAAUGUAUCUACACAUGUUCUAUACAUUUUCACUCAAAGAAAUUUGGAAUUCUUUGAAGAAUUAACAUUUAUUUAUUUAUAUUUUCUAUAUAAAGAAAUUGGAAUAAAAAUCUUAUAAUGAUCUCUGUAUAAUGUGAUUAUAUAUAUGUAUAUUGAUGUAAAGUUUAUAGGAUUUGUUGAAUUCGAAAGGAAUCUUUAACAUCAUUGUUGAAACUCUUUAAUCUUCUCGAUUGUCUAUAACAAUGUCAUUAAAUUUUAAUAAACUUUUUUUACAAGAUAUACUAUCUCGAAGAGAAUCCCCACAUGCACUUGACUUAAAUGAAGAAAAUCUUAAAAUUCAAGAAGAAUUAGAGUAUUCAGCAGAAGAUAAUGAUGAUGAUAAUGAUGCUGAUGAAUAUGAUGAUGAAGAUAAUGAAUCUGACGAUCGAUUUACUGAGGAUAAUAAUGAUAAUGAUGAAUAUUCAAACUAUACCAAUGAAAAAACAUGUACUAAUAAUAAAAUUAAUGGAAAUAAUAAAGCAACUAAUAAAAUUAAAUCAGGAGAACAUUUACAACAGUUUAGACUUAUUUCAGCAUUGAAUAAUUUACGAUUAGCUGUAGAUAAACAAGCUAAAUUACAAUCAUUACUUAGUGAUUAUAAACAUAAAGAUAAAAGUCAAGAUUCUAGAAUAUUGUCGAAAUUAUUAACAGUUAAAGAAUAUAAUCCUACACCUGAUGAUACAACUAAUCAAACUAGUAAUCUAUCAGACGUAAUAACAACAACAACAACAACAGAUAAUAAAAAUGAUACGAAAAGAAAUAUUGAAUUUGAAAUUGAACAAAAAGAUGAAACUACAAGUCUUACUAGUAAAACAAUUCAAUCUAAAGUGACAUAUAGAUCGUCGAAAAAACCAUGUCAACAUAAUACAACAGAUAUACCUAUAUCUUUAACAGAUAAAGAUAUGAUAGCAUUUCGAAGAAAUGAACGUUUAUCAAAAAGAAAAGAGAAAGUAUCAGUACAAAUUCGUGUUGUAUUUUUAAAAAUUGGUGAAAUUGAUACAUUGAAAGAAAUCUAUCACGCUGAUGCAUUUAUACAAGCUAAAUGGAGAGAACCACGUUUAGAUGGUAAAACAGAUGAAAAUCUUCGUAAAAUAGAUUUACAACGCUGUUGGAAUCCACUUAUACUUAUUGAUAAUAUAUUAAGUGAAUCUAAAGAACAACAUUGGAUCAUUACAGAAAGAAAUGAACAUGAUGAAAUUUUCAUUGUUGAACGUCGUCGUUUAAGAGGUGUGUUUUUGGAGACAUUAGAAUUAAAUGAUUUUCCAUUAGAUGUUCAAGAUUUGACCAUAACUCUGACAUCCGAAAGACCGGAAUCGGAGGUUGAACUUAUACCAGAUAAGCAUGAACCCUGCAGAAUAAACCUACAAACGCUUGUAGAUCAGCAGGAAUGGCGACUACAUGAACAUAUUGAAAUAACAAGACGUUCGGCUACCCAAGAAUAUACAAAUUCUAGUCAAAGUCAUCCUUGUAUUUCUGUUACAUGUAGAGCAGCACGUAGGCCUGGUUAUUUCUACUGGAACGUCUUUCUAAUUAUGUUUUUUAUCACAGGAUUAUCAUUUGCAACAUUUGCUGUACCACCGGAACGACCAGAAAAUCGACUUCAAUUAUCUUUUACAUUAUUUCUAACUUCCGUUGCUUUCAAAUUUGUAAUUAAUCAGUCGUUACCGAAAAUCUCUUAUUUAACAUAUAUGGACAAAUAUGUACUAAUGUCACUGGCAAUAUUAUGUGUUGUUAGUGUAUGGCAUGCAGUAGUCACAUUAAUACCAAGUGAUGCAGAAUUUGAACAGCUUACAACAAAAAAUCUUUUAAGAUCAACCAAUCCUCAAUUUUCAUUUAUGAAACGUUAUAAAGAAUUAACAUUUCCGCAUUCUUCUACAAUGAACGUAACAUCUAGACAAGUAAAGGAUACCAGUAUAGAUGAUUAUAUUGAUGCUAAAAAUAAUAUAAGUUUAACCCAGAUAGAAAAAUCUACACAUGGUCAUAUCACUUCAAAUGACGAUAAAGGAAUUAUUGAUACACAAAAUUCACAGAAAUUAUCUCAACAAUUCAAUCAGCAAACAUGGAUAGCUUUAGCAUUACAAUCAAAGAAUCGUGAACAACAUAAACGUCGAUUAAUGAUGAGAAUUGAAAGAGAUGUUUUUGUUUCAUUCUGCAUAUUAUAUGUACUAGCUCAUCUGACAUUUAUAUUCUGGUUGUAUUUUGACGCAAGCAGACGUAGAAGAGAGAUGGUAGAACGAGAUCGAUUAUACAAGAAAUGUAUGCAAGCAUCAAAGGCAUUAUAAAAUUCAAAAGUUAUCAUAAUGAUCAACACUGUUCAACACAUUCACAAACAAAUCAUCUUAGAAAGUAAGAAACAAAGUGGAAUUACAAUUAAUUAUAAAACGGUUUCUAUAGAACAUACUAUUUGCAUUUUUCAUCUAUCUACUUAAUUGAAUCAAUUCAAAUGUAACUUGAUCAUCAAUAUCUUAUUAUUACCGAUCUAUCAAUCAGUAGUGUUGAUCAGUUUUGGAGAAAAAAUUUUCUUUGUAAAAAAACCAAACUAAUAAUAAUAAAUCAUUGUAUGAAUAAAUUUAAUUAUUCUGUACAAUGUUUUUGUGACUUGGAUACUUUUAUCAAAGACUGAUGAAUACGGAUACAUAUUGUCAUAGUAUCAAAUAAUUUUAUAAAUCAAUAAUCAUGUUCUGAAUAUUAUUAUUUACUAGUAGAUCGAUAUUUGUUUUUGAACAGUUUGUAAAUAAUAAAGAAGUAUUGCAUU